Vitis riparia (riverbank grape) is the source of this 1253-nucleotide messenger RNA. Its product is annotated as probable leucine-rich repeat receptor-like protein kinase At1g35710. NCBI's taxonomy places the organism in Eukaryota, Viridiplantae, Streptophyta, Magnoliopsida, Vitales, Vitaceae. The transcript has 11 exons. Gene Ontology annotation, molecular function: protein binding. Bases 158 to 1147 code for a protein of 329 amino acids. The record is from RefSeq and is a predicted model, not a curated record.
GUUUUCAACUCCUCGUUCCGCGUCCGCGUCCGCGUCGGCAGAGGCAGAAGCAAGAAGUGAAGUGAAUCUCCAUUGAAACCAGAGAGAGAGAGAGAGAGAGAGAGAGAAAAGUGGUGAAUUGGAUCCUUCCAUAUGUGAGUGUUGAUCCAACGGCGAAAUGGCUCGUCCGUCUUCUUCAGUGGCUUUGAAUCUGAUUCUCCUUCUGUCCUUGUUUCUCGACCUCGGCCUCUGCAAAACCCUAAAGCGUGAUGUGAAGGCUUUGAACGAAAUCAAGGCGUCUCUGGGAUGGAGAGUGGUGUACGCGUGGGUCGGAGACGAUCCCUGCGGCGACGGCGACCUCCCGCCUUGGUCUGGUGUCACCUGCUCUACUCAGGGUGAUUAUAGAGUAGUUACUGAACUGGAAGUUUAUGCAGUGUCGAUUGUGGGGCCUUUUCCUACUGCUGUGACCAAUUUGUUGGAUCUUACAAGGCUGGAUCUCCAUAAUAACAAGUUGACUGGGCCUAUUCCUCCACAAAUUGGACGGCUGAAGCGUCUUAGAAUACUUAAUUUGAGGUGGAAUAAGCUACAAGAUGUCAUUCCUCCUGAAAUAGGUGAAUUGAAGAGAUUAACACAUCUAUAUCUGAGCUUCAAUAAUUUCAAAGGGGAAAUCCCCAAGGAGCUUGCAAAUCUUCCUGAGCUUCGUUACCUCUAUCUACAUGAAAAUCGUUUUGUUGGCCGUAUUCCUCCAGAAUUGGGCACUCUGCAAAACCUUCGGCACUUGGAUGUUGGCAACAAUCAUUUGGUGGGUACCAUAAGGGAACUCAUACGCAUUGAGGGAUGCUUUCCUGCUCUUCGCAACCUCUAUCUGAAUAACAAUUAUUUCAGUGGAGGAAUUCCAGCACAACUUGCAAACUUGACGAACUUAGAAAUCUUGUACCUAUCCCACAACAAAAUGUCUGGUGUAGUACCAUCUGGGCUUGCUCAUAUUCCUAGAUUGACUUCCUUGUUCUUGGAUCACAAUCAAUUUUCAGGGAGAAUUCCUGAUGCCUUCUAUAAGCACCCUUUUCUGAAAGAAAUGUACAUUGAAGGAAAUGCAUUCCGGCCAGGUGUGAAACCCAUAGGUGUACACAAAGUCCUCGAAGUUUCUGACACGGAUUUCCUCUUUUAGUCAAGAUAUCAACAUAUUUUUUUAUUUAUAUAAUGUUGUACUUGUAUGUGCAAAAACAUAUGUUCAACCUAUUCUCUGAAUAAAAAGAGAAAUUUAGCUUCUUUUU